Molecule: messenger RNA, 4437 nt
Organism: Protopterus annectens (West African lungfish)
Lineage: Eukaryota; Metazoa; Chordata; Ceratodontiformes; Protopteridae
Gene: TXNDC16
Product: thioredoxin domain containing 16
Exons: 18
Coding region: 1-2400 (799 amino acids)
Source: RefSeq, a predicted model, not a curated record
AUGAUAGGGUCUAUAUGUGGAAUAAUUCUUGAAAAAGGGAGCUUAAUGCUGAUUGAUUUCCCCACUGACAUACUCUUUGAUGUCAAUGCUAUAAUUGCUCAUGUUUUAUUUGCUGUUCUUUAUAAUGAAGUAACGUACACAUCAUCUUAUGGAAGUCUUCAGAAUAUUGAAAAUUCUGCAAAAGGGAAGAAUAAUGUCAUUUUUGUUUAUGUCAGAGCAAUAGGAAUUCCAGAACACAGAGCUGUAAUGGAAACUGCCUUUGUGUAUGGUGCAAAAUAUCAGUUUGUCCUAACUACAGAAGAUUCCAUGUUAAAAGACAUCGGUGCUGAAGAUUCUUCUAAUCUGCAAGGAAGACUUUGGGUUUGCCAUUGUAAAAUGGUUACUGUAAGCUCGCAGCCAUGUAGACGUUCUGAACUUGGUCAGCCUUUGACUACUGUAAAUAUUCAUAUGUAUUUGAAACUGAUGGAGGACCCACUGGUGAUUGAAGCUUCUACAGAGCCUGAAAAGAUUUCCAGUGUUUAUCUUCAGCUGCAGCUGCCCUUAGUUCUGGUUAUUACUCAAAAGGAGACAUAUGCUCUUGAUAAGGCAAAUGCAGAAGAAAUUGCCUGGAGACUGCUUGGAAGUGCAGGAGUUGCAUUGUUGUCACGGGACCGUCCAGGUGGUGUGAAUAUUCCUGCCACAGCUAAUGUGGGCAUUAGGACUGCUAAAGAGGGUAUACCCAUUAAAUAUUUUACUGCACAAGACUUUGAAGACAUUAUAGCACUUGCUAAGAAUAAGCUAGAUCUGGAACAAAACCGUGAAUACCUUGAGGUGGACGAAGACAGUACUGAAGAUUUUGACCUAGAUUUUCAAGAUGAUGAGGUUGCUGAAGCUGUACACCGAGACAGAAAGAGAGAAUUUGGUUUGGAGCUGGUGGAGUCAUUAACCGAUGAAUCAUUUGCUGCUUCUGUCAUAGAAAAGAAGCAUGUGGUGGUGCUCUUUUACACAAGCUAUGAUGCGGUUGAGAUAUUUACAGAUCAUCCAGUUGAAGAAGACACAGCUAUCUCUAAUUGGAUUAUACUAAAGGAAGCUACUAGGCCCAUGGUUAACGGUUCCUUUGUUACAGCACGCAGCAGCUGUUUCUGUAUACUUUUGUACCACAUUUUCAGCACAUCUGUAAUAACACUCCUAAAAAUCAACAACAGGAAAACUAUAUUGUUAACAAUUUAUAUGCCACCAGGAAGAAACUUGGGGAUUCUGAUAGCACGUGUUGAUUGUGGAAAGUGGACAGAUGUUUGCACCAAGCAAAACAUAACACAGUAUCCAGUUGUCAAACUCUAUCUUCCUCAAGAAGAUCCAUUGCUUUAUACUGGGAUGUUGGGUUCAGAUGCUCUAAUAAAAUUCAUCAUGUUGAGCCUUAUUCCUGUCCCAUUACAGCUGACUACAUUAGAAGAAGCUAAAGCAUUUAUAAGCUUAGAUCGCCAACGGAACAUGACUUUGUACUCCAGUGCCUCUGUUCUUGGCUUGUUUACCUCUAAAAUGAGUGAAGCAAGACAUGCCUUUUUGAAUGCAAGCAAGAUGCUAAAAGGUUAUGUGAUAACAGGAAUAUUUUCCGAACAAGAUGCCUCACAUUUGUCUGAGAUGUAUGCUGUCUCUCUGCCAGCACUGAUUGUCAUCAGGCAUUGGGAUUAUAGCACAGAAGUAGUUCCAGUAACAAAACAUGGCAUUGAGGACAUGACACUGACUAUCAGCAGUUUGGUGCUUGAGCCAUUUCCUGAAAUUACUGUGGAAAAUUUUCCAACAUACUUCCAACUUGGCAAACCUCUACUUAUGCUUUUCUUCGAUGAUGACAGAGGUUUAAUUGACAGAGGGGAACUUGCAGAAUUGGUGAAGAACAAGGCUUUGCUAGAGUACACUGCCUGUUGGCUUGACCUCCGGAGUACUCCAGUAGGCAGAGUCAUCUUGAAGAAUUAUUUUCAUUCCAUACCACGUUUACCUAUACUAGUUUUAAUAAAUAUUCACUCUGGAGGAGAGAUAUUUGCAUUUCCUUUGGAAAAAUCUGUCACUUCAAAGGCCAUCCUAGAUUGGCUAAAGGAAGUAAAAGAAGGAAAAGAUGCGCCAAUAACUACUUUGCCCUCUGAAGCAUGGAAACCGCCUCUGCCUGCUUAUGACUUUUUAAGCAUGAUGGACGAAGCAGAUCCCACAUUUGCUGCUCAGCAAAUUCCUAACCAGCUCAGAAUGCAUAAGCAUCCAAAGGAAGAGAAAGAAGAUGGACCUGAACAUCGGCCUUUAAGAAAGAGUGUUAAGGAGAACAUUGAUGAAGACACAGAAGAGCCUUAUGUAAUGAAAAGUGAUUUAAAAGGCAUAGAUUGUAGGUUGGCAAGCAGAGCGAAACAUCGUAAAAGCCAUAUGGAAUUAUGAUUUAUGCUUUACAAACGUUCGUAUAACAGGUUCAGAGCAAUUCCUGUAAAACACCUUGCUGGUCCUACAAAUUGUUAGUGACAUUCUACAGAGAUCCCUGUCUCACUAAUAAAGCCAAGUACUACUUGGUAUAUAUUUAUUUUGUUGUUAUUGAACAGUUGUUAAUAAUAUUGAGUGAAAGCCACUAUAUGGUAUAGCAUUACAGCUGAGUCACUAUAACUUUUUUAAUGACAGUCGUAUGUCAUACAUGUGCCAGACACAUGCAAAAACUGGAUUGCCACAGUGAUACCUUACUGAAAGGAUACAAGGCCUACCCAACAUGUGCUACAUGGACCUACUCAAAGUUGUUAUUACUCUACUCUGUGUACUACAGACUGCUAAGAGGUGACCUGUGGCUGAUAUACAAGGCAUCCUCUUACUCAUUGCUCAUCGAUUUACUACACAUUAGCAAGUCAUAUGGCAUUGGAAGUACUUGGUCUAGGGAUCUAAACCUCUUUUACAUCAACAGAAUGGUUUGGAGGGACAGGCAUGUUCUGCAGAAGAUAACACUAUUGUGGAACAGACUCCCCAGCCAAAUAAAACAAAGUUCAUCCCUGACCAUUUUCAAGUGCAACUUAAAUCUGUGGAUGGAAAACAACAUUUACCCCAGGACUGCCCCUUGUACUACUAAUGAACAGAGGCAGCUGCUAAAUGCUUUAUCCCAUGCAUGGGUCUCCUCAAAUUAUCAAUGGUAUUAUCCCAUUUAUUCUUGUUAGGGGUGAUAUAUGAUUAUUGAGCUUGGAAUAUGUAAGGCGAAUAUAUAACCAAAUUGGAUAGGUUAUGUUGAGCACAAAAAACAAAACUGGUUAGGCUUAAAAUGGUGGCAAGGGCAGCUAGCCUAGUACUUACUUAUGGACCUAUAUGCAGUGAUAAAUCCUUGUAAUCUAAAUUGUCCAUAUUUCUCUUGUUAAAUUACCAUGUGUUGGUCACAAGUGUCUUCUGAAAAAAUUACUUCUCAUUUGACCAAUUAGGACCAAUGUCCUGGAUUAGUAAGCCUGAUGGAUAUCCUGGUACCCCGAUUAUGUACAAGAAGGAAACCUAAGUUAAGUGGGAGAUUGUUACCCAGUGAGACAGAGAACUUCUUGGGGUGAGGUCAACAAAGAUUGACUGCGCCCUGAAAGUUUAGUACUAAAAUCGUUGGGAUCUCUUUAGUAUUGAAGAACAAGAAAUGGGUCACGUGGCCACAAUUGAUCACGUGACCACAAAGCAGAAGUUUAAUUUAGCCAACCCUUUGCUCAUUUAGAACAUUAACUGCCAGCAACCUGACUAUGAUUAAACAAAAAAGGGAAGUCAGCACUGUGCUUCCAACACUAGCUUAAUAUGAACAGUGCACAAAUUACCCAGUGAUCAGCUGUGAUGCCAUAUUCUGCACUUAAGUACUUAAGUUAAGGUGUCAGAUAUAGGCCAUGGCAUUAAUCAGUGCUGCAUACUGCUAUGUUCCCCAGAAUAGACAUACUUGUAGCAAGUCGAUCGUACCCAACCUAAAUAAAAAGUCUUGAUGCCGUAAAGCUUAGUAUCAGAAGUUUCACAUUGAAGGGAUUGUGAAGAUGACUGAAAGUCAUGUGAUAGCAGCUAUCGUUUAUUGUUUUUGUAGUAUGUGAAUUUAUGUUUUCUUGUUACCUAAGCAUUUUAUUUAGGUAAUAAACAUGUAAACAUUGUUUAAGAAAAAAACUCAAACUUUUGUAACACAUCUAGUCAAAGUUUAUCAAAAAAGUAAACACUGCUCUAAUAGAGUGAAUGCCAGUCCUCUUUCUUCAGAAGGGUUAAAAAAGGUGUCAGUAUGUGUGAAUGUCUUCAUUGGUCAAGCCUUCCGUAAAUGGAACACUUUUUUCAGUUGCAACUGGAUCUAAGGAAGGGAAAUCCCGAAAGCACUUAUCCAUCCUGAAAGGGGCACCUUUUUGUGUCUUUAUGCAUUUUUCCACAAGGAUUUUGGUACAGACAUUUGCUUUUUAUCGAGGGUUCAUUUUAAUAAAGGAUUUUAAGAGUCUUUUCUAUGUC